Messenger RNA from Naegleria gruberi, 783 nucleotides. RefSeq lists its product as uncharacterized. Gene Ontology annotation, molecular function: phosphatidylinositol kinase activity. The transcript has a single exon. The annotation marks the transcript as partial. Gene Ontology annotation, biological process: phosphatidylinositol metabolic process. The record is from RefSeq and is a predicted model, not a curated record. NCBI's taxonomy places the organism in Eukaryota, Heterolobosea, Eutetramitea, Acrasida, Naegleriidae.
UCAGAUGGUAAAUCAGGUUCAUUCUUCUUUUAUAGUAGUGAUCGUAAAUUUAUGGUCAAGACAAUUUCAAAGUCUGAAGUGGCAUGUUUGAAAAGAAUCUUACCAUUCUAUUACAAUCACAUGAUUUCGAAUCCAGAUUCUUUAAUUGUCAGAAUUUUGGGUUUCCAUGAAAUGGUAAUUGACAAUGAAAAGUUUAACUUUAUUGUAAUGGGAAGUAUUUUCCCACAAUCAAGAUCGAUUGACGAACUCUAUGAUUUGAAAGGAUCAACUCAUGGAAGAAAGAAUCCAAAUGGAUUUUGUAAGAAGGAUCUCGACUUGAUUGAGAAGGAAAGAAAAUUCAAAAUUGGAAAUGAAAACAAACUAUUGUACAUGAAAAUCAUUGAGAAGGAUGUUGAAUUUCUCUCAAAAUGUAAUUUAUUGGACUAUUCACUAUUGGUUGGAGUUUGCAAUGCUUCGAGAAAUAUCAAACAAGAUCAAGAAGUUGGAAUUAAUGUAAACUUGGUCGAAAGUUCUCCAAGAAAGAAUAGUGGAAGUCUUGCUGGUUCCAGAUUUUCCAGAAGAAACAAGUGUGUCUGUGGAAUUCCAAGUAUUGAUAUUGCAAGAGAAUUGCAAGACGAUGGAGAAGUGUACUAUAUUGGAAUAAUCGAUAUCUUGACAGAAUAUAAUAGAAAGAAGGAAGCUGAACACACUUUGAAGAGUAUCACAAACAAAUCGGAUACUAUUAGUGCCAUUCCUGCAAAGCCGUAUUCUGAAAGAUUUUUCAAAUUCAUGCAUCAAUGUUUC